CGAGACGAUAUCUUGAAUGACCCAGAAGGAUCUUUUGAAAUAUUAGUCAACCCGGUCUCUUACUACAAUGCUGUUUACAUUCUACCACUUCUAUUAUCGCCCAAAAGCAGGGGCUUUAUACUACUGAACGGAACUGAUCCUGUGUGGAGUGCACCCUUAAUUUAUCCUAGUGAUCCAGAUUUGGAUGUUUUAGCGGAAAGUGUGCAAAUAGCUCUAAAAUUGUUUGACACAGAAUCGUUUAAGAAAUAUGACUUUAAAUUGAUUGAUAAACCUUUGCCUGCUUGCAAAGGGUUUGAGUUUGGUGAGAGGGACUAUUGGAAAUGCGUGAUGAUAGAAUAUACAGAAACUAUGCAACAUCAGGUUGGAACUUGCAAGAUGGGACCAAAGUCAGACCCUGAUGCU
Heterotrigona itama is the source of this 402-nucleotide messenger RNA. The record is from the annotation of a GenBank genome assembly. NCBI's taxonomy places the organism in Eukaryota, Metazoa, Arthropoda, Insecta, Hymenoptera, Apidae.